AUGGAGUUGGGCCUCUUGAUCAAUGGGACCACAGUGAAGGAGUUCAUUUUGCUGGGGUUUGGAGUUGCGCAACAGGCGCGGUUCCUGCUCCUCAUCUUUUUUGCCGUUCUGUACAUGCUCACUUUAGCUGAGAACAUCACCAUCAUCACACUGGUGGUUCUAGACACCCACUUGUCCCGGCUUCCCAUGUACAUCCUGCUGAGCAACUUCUCCUGGCUGGAGAUCUGUUACGUGAGUGCCACAGUACCCCGAAUGCUGUUUGAUUUGACAUCUCCUCAAGGAAUCAUCUCCUUUCACGUCUGCUUCCUUCAGUUCUAUGUCUUCUUCUCACUUGGCACCACUGAAUGCUUCUUCCUGUCAGCCAUGGCCUUGGAUAGGUACAUGGCUAUCUGCCAUCCUCUGCGCUAUCCACAAAUUAUGUCCCCAGAUUCUUGCUACAUUCUGGUGGCUGCUUGUUGGAUCCUUGGCUUCCUGUGGUAUCUUAUCCCUGUGAUUUUGAUCUCCAGGUUGUCCUUCUGUGGCCCCCAAAUCAUCAACCACUUCCUGUGUGACCCUGUGCCCAUUUUGUCUCUUGCCUGCCCUCCACUAGGAAUUGUCCCCAGUGUCUGCAAAGUGUUUAUGAAUGCGUUGGUUUUUUGCAAUGUCUUAUUUGUUUCGCUGUCUUAUGGUGCUGUGAUUCUAACCGUUACAAAAAGGUCCUUCCAAGGCAGUUUUAAGAAGUCCUUCUCCACUAUCUCUUUCCAUCUGCUGGUGGUGACCCUUUUCUAUGGCUCUGUGGCUGGGAUGUACUUAGCUCCAGUUGGAGAGAAUUCCUCAGCGGUCACUAAAGUGGUCACGGUCUUCUACACGGCUGUCACACCUUUUCUCAACCCCAUGAUUUAUUGUCUGCGGAACGAUCAGGUGAAGGAGGCACUGGGAAGGCUGUGGAAGAGAAGGGGGAAAUUCCUGAGGAGCAAAGCGACAAAGUGA
Heteronotia binoei (common prickly gecko) is the source of this 969-nucleotide messenger RNA. Its product is annotated as olfactory receptor 11G2-like. The record is from RefSeq and is a predicted model, not a curated record. Gene Ontology annotation, cellular component: membrane. Gene Ontology annotation, molecular function: olfactory receptor activity; G protein-coupled receptor activity. The transcript has a single exon. Gene Ontology annotation, biological process: G protein-coupled receptor signaling pathway. The coding region runs from base 1 to 969 and encodes 322 amino acids. Lineage: Eukaryota; Metazoa; Chordata; Lepidosauria; Squamata; Gekkonidae.